AUGGCGAUCCUGUUUUACCGCGCUUGCCACAAUUCUGUGGAGGUGCUGAAUUGCGUGUCGUGCGGCAGCAGCGUCUCCGGCAACUCAUACACGCUACCGUCGUUCAUGCAAGGGAAAGGUGUAAUGAUUUCUCGCUUGAAGACGCAUGCCUGUUGCCUGCUACAAGAAGUGACACGCGCUGAUAAGAACUGGGAAGUCCUAAGCACGGUAACAAAGCGGAGCGACGCUGCUGGUACGAACUUAAGCGUGGUAAAAGGGGCGCUCAAGUAUCUGCAGAAGGAGCUACUAGUUUUCUUCUGUGGUGCUGCAGUGGCGUCUGACGUUUGCGAGGGGCGCCGCCGGAAGCGCGAGGGGCGCAGCCGCGACCUGCAAGGUCGGGGCGAGCGUAACGACGACUUCGUGCCUCUGAGGGGUGACGACCUCGAGAACGCGAGUGAUGAUGACGGUAUUACGCAUUUACCAAGUAUUUCGCUGGAAAGAUCCUUUGCGGUAUGGGAAUGGUACAUGAAUUCUUUUUGCUCGGCAAGGUUUGCCAGUUUCAGACGUCAGGGCCUUGCAGCGGCUCGUUUCACGCGGUUGAAAACUUCAGACGGAAAUCCUAUGGUGCUGGCGUAA
Molecule: messenger RNA, 615 nt
Organism: Rangifer tarandus platyrhynchus (Svalbard reindeer)
Lineage: Eukaryota; Metazoa; Chordata; Mammalia; Artiodactyla; Cervidae
Source: the annotation of a GenBank genome assembly